This is a messenger RNA of Stegastes partitus (bicolor damselfish), 1663 nucleotides long. RefSeq names its product small ArfGAP2 (gene smap2). The transcript is spliced from 9 exons. NCBI's taxonomy places the organism in Eukaryota, Metazoa, Chordata, Actinopteri, Pomacentridae. Gene Ontology annotation, cellular component: cytoplasm. Bases 80 to 1513 code for a protein of 477 amino acids. The record is from RefSeq and is a predicted model, not a curated record. Gene Ontology annotation, molecular function: GTPase activator activity.
UUGCGAAGUAAAGCGGCUAUUUGACAAUAGCUCGGCAGCGGAGCGCAACCGGGAGUCUGUGGAGGAGGGAAGCGCAACGAUGACGGGCAAAUCUGUGAAAGACGUGGACAGAUACCAGGCUGUCCUCAACUCUCUGCUGGCGCUGGAGGAGAACAAAUACUGCGCCGACUGCGAAUCCAAAGGUCCGAGAUGGGCGUCCUGGAAUUUGGGCAUCUUCAUUUGUAUCCGCUGUGCCGGCAUCCAUCGAAACCUGGGGGUGCACAUCUCCAAGGUCAAGUCCGUCAACCUGGAUCAGUGGACGCAGGAGCAGGUCCAGUGUGUUCAAGAGAUGGGAAAUGCCAAGGCCAAACGUCUCUACGAGGCUUUUUUACCUGAGUGCUUCCAGCGUCCUGAGACAGACCAGUCUGCAGAGAUGUUCAUCAGGGACAAGUAUGAUAAGAAGAAGUACAUGGAUAAGGUCAUUGACAUCCAGAUGCUAAGGAAAGAAAAGAGUUGCGACAACAUACCGAAGGAGCCCGUUGUCUUUGAGAAGAUGAAAUUGAAAAAAGACAUCAGCCCGAAGGCAGAUUCCCAGUCUGUUACAGACCUGCUUGGACUAGAUGCCCCUGCUCCGAGCCCUGCGGUGUCUAAUGGAGGAGGAUGUGUUCCAGACAGUAAUGAGAGCCCAGUGGUGUCUCAUCCAGCUCUGGCACACUCUGCCCUGGAUCUUUUCAGCUCACUCCCAGCCCCCUCCUCUGCUUCCUCCACAAAAACCACGCCUAUUUCUAACUCCAUGCCUCAGAGCAGAGUGACUGCCUCAGUGCCUGAGAAUCUCAGCUUGUUCCUUGAUCCGACACCCAAAGCAGAAGAGGGCACUGUCAAGAAACUGUCCAAGGAUUCUAUUCUCUCCCUGUAUGCCUCCACCCCCUCAGUGCACGCCAGCAGUAUGGCUGCACACGGCUUGUACAUGAACCAGAUGGGCUACCCGACGCACCCGUAUGGUUCGUACCAUUCUUUAGCCCAGGCCGGUGGAAUGGGAGGCGCCAUGAUGACGUCACAGAUGGCCAUGAUGGGACAGCAGCAGAGCGGCAUGAUGGGCGUUCAGCAAAACAGCAUGAUUGGAGUCCAGCAGAACUGCAUGAUGGGACAGCAGAACAGCUUAAUGGGCGCUCAGGGAGUCAUGGCUCAGCCCAGCGGCGUUAUGGCGUCGCCUUACAUGACGGGAAUGCCCCAGGGCAUGAUGGGACAGCAGCAAAGUGGAAUGAUGGUGCAGCAGCAGAAUGGCAUUAUGGGACAGCAGCAAGGCGGGAUGAUGGGACAGCAGCAGGUUGGAAGUUUGGCCACGUUACCCCACCAGCAAGUUUAUGGAGUGCAGCAAGCCCAGCAGCUGCAGUGGAACAUCGCCCAGAUGACUCAGCACGUGGCCGGCAUGAACCUCUACAACACCAACGGCAUGAUGGGAUACAGCAGUCAACACAUGGGCGGUUCAGCAACUCAGAGCUCGGCACACAUGACGGCACACGUGUGGAAGUGAUCGCAUCCGUCCGAGAAGCGAUGGGAAAACGCCAACAACCUACAAAAACCGGGGGGAAACAGUCGUAGGAAUCUGUGGAUCUCCAUAAAACAUUUUCUAAUGCGAGGGAGGAGGAGGAGACAGGUGUGAAGAAGAAGAAGAAGAAGAAGA